AUGGACGUCCGGAAUGUCCAGAUUCGCGGCGACUCUCAGCUCGUCAUAAACCAGCUCCAGGAGAAGUAUCGAUGUGCCAGUUGGCUGCUUGUACCAUAUCUGAAUCGCGCCAUCGAGCUUCUAGACCAAUUUGACGACGUCGAUCUGGAGCAUAUUCCCCACGAGCGCAACUUUGCAGCUAAUGAGCUCGCUCAGCUUGCCACAGGCAUCACAUUGAAGUAUGGAGUGCACGAGCGCAUCUUGAAAGUCGAACGUCGCACAUUAGCUUCUUGGCUUGCAAGACCUGAUCCACCAGAUGAUCCCGUGGUUGCGGUGCUAGAACCUAUCGAUGUGGAUUGGCGAAUCCCGUUGAUUGAAUACCUCAAACAACCAGACCCAAGAGCGGACAGGAAGAUUCGCUUUCUCGCGCUAAAUUACUUCCUUAGAGGUGAUGAGUUGCGGCGACAUGGGGAGGAUGGUAUAGACUUUCGGUUUGGUAUCCCCGAGGUGUUGGUUUCGGACCGGGGGGCAGCGUUUAUGGGGGGCCCCGUCGAGGAGCUUGUCAAUGAUUUUGGCAUCCAAUUCAUCCACAGCAGUCCAUAUUACACUCAAUCUAAUGGUCAAGCGGAGGCUAGCAACAAGACAAUCAUCACCUUACUGAAGAAGAUGCUGGUAGAAAACCCUCGACAAUGGCACGAUACCUUGUAUGAGACUCUUUGGGCCUAUCGCACUUCUAAACGGAAUCCCACCGCGACCACGCCGUAUGCCCUCAUGUUUGGUCAUGACGCUGUCUUAUCGUUAGAAAUCAAUGUUCAUUCCCUACGCGUGCAAGAACAGCACCAUCUGAUCGGUGAGGAUUACGUUCAGGCAAUGUGGUAG
Rosa chinensis is the source of this 858-nucleotide messenger RNA. RefSeq lists its product as uncharacterized. Gene Ontology annotation, molecular function: nucleic acid binding; RNA-DNA hybrid ribonuclease activity. Gene Ontology annotation, biological process: DNA integration. The record is from RefSeq and is a predicted model, not a curated record. The transcript is spliced from 2 exons. Bases 1 to 858 code for a protein of 285 amino acids. Lineage: Eukaryota; Viridiplantae; Streptophyta; Magnoliopsida; Rosales; Rosaceae.